This is a messenger RNA of Diatraea saccharalis (sugarcane borer), 1752 nucleotides long. The record is from the annotation of a GenBank genome assembly. NCBI's taxonomy places the organism in Eukaryota, Metazoa, Arthropoda, Insecta, Lepidoptera, Crambidae.
AUGAGUUUAACGAUACCUUUUGAACCUCAUGACUGGCUUAAAAAUGCCAUGGUUUACAAUAAAAGAUUCACAAAUAUUCCAUCGAAGUGGAUCAAGGAAAAUACAGAUGUCCUGCUUCUUCUUUUUAAUACCAAAGGGGCAGACAAGGAUGGCAUUGUGCAGAAGUUCUAUCAUAUUUACGAAUGUAUUAAGCAUGCUAACAUACCUAUAGAGGUUAUAUAUGUGCCGCUUGAAGAAACUGAAGACGAAAUGAAAGCCAGCUUCGAAAUUCAAGCUAAUUGGUUUACUCUUAUGUUUGAUGAUUCCCUAGUGCUUGAACUCAUGUAUAUGUACCAAAUUACUUCGGUGCCGCACAUUUUGGUCCUAAAGCCUGAUUGUACUGUGAUAUCAUAUCAUGGGAUAAUGGAUUUGGAGGAAUACGGGAAGAAUGCGGUGAUAACAUGGCUUUCCACUACUGCUUGUAAGAAGGAGAGGAAAUUGAAUAAGGAGGCAGACAUGUAUGGUAGUAAUUGGAAUUACUUGAAGAUAGGCACCGGUGACAAUAAAUCUAUAUACCGUAGGAGAUUCGCUCUAAAAUCUUAACAGUCAUGAGAUUCUAGUAUACUUUGCAUUAAAACAUAGAUACUUUAUAUUUAAAUCUAUUUUUCCUGCCUUUUAUUGAAGCUAUAAUAAUAUUUUUAAAAAAAGUUUGGUUGUCAGUGCCUUACUCGGUUUUAUAAGUUCUUUCCUUGUCAAGAUGAGCGAUAACCGUCUCUCUUUUCAAUAGACACAUCAACGUUGAUAUACGAUUUUAAGUUUAUAUACUUUAAAAAUUUUCUUAAACUUGGUAACGCUAUUUAGUAAUAUAUAAUAUUUUAUUGUAAUAAAAUUAUUUGAUUUUAAUAAAAUAAAGGGCGAAGAAAUACACUUUACUAUAUUAAUAUUUUCAUUAUUUAAGAGGACCAUAUUUUUGUAUGCCUUUCAUGAAAAUUAAUUUUUACUUGUAAAAUGAUGUUAUACGAAGCUCAUGGCGCCAUCUGUUGAACCUAGCGUAGACUAAACACAGAUUCAAAUGGUGUAAAAUAGCCGUAGAUCUAAUUUAUUGAACAAACAAGAUUUUCUCAUUAAUAAAGUUUUUGGUUAUUUGUUAAAUGAAAAAAAGAAAAAUAUAACUCUUUCCAAUUGUAAGUACAACAACAUAACUUUAUUUAAUGUCAAACAUUAUCAGAUUCUUGCGCAUGUGCUGCAUUUAUUCGAUAUAAUACCUACUCAAACAUUUAGCCAAACAAUCGAUUAGACAACGAUCACAUUUAAGACAAAAUAUUUAUGCGAUCGAUAUUAUCUGCGAUGGAUAAAAAAACAAACAAAGUAAUCAAUUUAAACAAUAACCCUUUUCUUGACAAUUAAAAAUGAUUCCGUGAUAAACCAGUUUAAAUUUUUUUUUUGUUAUUGUCCGGAAAUUUAUAAUAUUGCAUUAACUUCACUUACCAAAGUAUUAAUUAAAUUCAUUCACUCACGGGUAGCUAUAAGUAGGGCGAAAUCACGGGCAAACAGCUAGUAUCUUAUAAAGUUGUUUGACUUUAAUGAAAUUUGAUUCCAUUAGUAUAAUGUUAUUAGGGAAAUAAAUAGAAAAUGUUAUCGGAAACCCAGAGAUAGACCUAUAUUGAAUUAUUGGUAUGAGAAAACUAUAUUUCUUUUUAAACUUUUUUUUCUACUGAAUAACUUGUGGCGUAAGUAAUCGGUAAUAUACCUGAGAAUAGUCGCAAAAAAAUG